Molecule: messenger RNA, 1769 nt
Organism: Brassica rapa (field mustard)
Lineage: Eukaryota; Viridiplantae; Streptophyta; Magnoliopsida; Brassicales; Brassicaceae
Product: putative RING-H2 finger protein ATL12
Source: RefSeq, a predicted model, not a curated record
GAUUGAAUAAAACUAAAACUUCAAGAAAACGACUUUGGAGUUCUCAAACGAUGAAUCCACCAAAAGCAAUCUUCAUGCUCUUCCUCUCCAUCUUCUUCUUCUUAGAUUAUGUCUCUGCUCAAUCUCCUCCUCCUCCUCCUUUUCUGUACGCAGCCAACGGCCUCUUUCAGCCGAGUUUAGCCAUCAUCACCGGAGUGUUCUCCAUCGUCUUCACACUCACCUUCGUUCUCCUCAUCUACGCCAAAUGCUUCCACAACGACCUCAGAUCGGAGACCUACGAAGACGGAGAGAUAGGACGACUAGAUCGUCUAUGGCAAGGACUCUUCAGCCAAUCUUCUCGAUUCUCAGGUCUCGACAAAGCAGCAAUCGAAUCUCUUCCCUUUUUCAGAUUCUCUGCUUUGAAAGGAUCGAAACAAGGUCUUGAAUGUUCUGUUUGUUUGUCUAAAUUCGAAGAUGUUGAGAUUCUUAGGCUUCUGCCUAAAUGCAAACACGCUUUUCAUAUAGAGUGUAUUGAUGAGUGGCUUGAGCAGCACGCUACGUGUCCUUUGUGUAGAAACAGAGUCUCCAUUGAGGACGAGCUCUCUGUUUUUGGUGGUGGUAGUAACAAUAGUAUGAGAAUCAUGAGUCAGUUAUCUGAGUCUAGAGAAGAAGAAUCGAGCAUGGAGAUUUACAUCGAACGCGAAGAAGGAAUCAGAGAUGGCUCUUCGAGAUUCAGCAGCUUCCGGAAGAUACUCAACUUUGGUAAAAACGAUAACUCGUUGUCGCUUGUGGAACAAGGCAACGAGAAAUGUCUGCACAAGUUCAAUCAUAGGAUCGUUGUUUCAGAUGCUGUGUUUAAGAACCGUUGGAGUAAUGUGACUCCAGCUGAUUUGACCUUUUUGACAUCGAACAUGUUGAGUUCGAUGUCAAGCGACAGAUUCUCGUCCAUUGAUCGAGUGGAGAGAGGUGACUUGCGUGACAAGGAAGAGAUUGAUAUGAAGAGAAUGGUUAAUAAUAACAAAGAUUCUACUAGAAGAGUGUUUUCUGAGAUCACCGCUGUUCCUAGACUCAGCGGUAUGGACGCUUCUACAGCUUCUACGUCGAGGAGUGAUGUGAUUGCUGCGGUGGAGGAAAGAAGAAGAAGGUUGUGGUUGCCGAUUGCUAGAAAGACGGCUCAGUGGUUUGUUAACAGAGAGAAAAAGAAUGAACUAAAAACGACGGGACAAGAUCUUAACGUUUAGUUUUUUUUUUUUUAUAAAAAAGGUCAUUGACAAUUUGAAGUUAUUUUUACAGAGAUAGUUAAGUUUGCUGAAUAAAAUUAGGUUAAAUGCUUGGUGUUUAUGUCUUUGUGUACAUACAUUGUGGAUUGAUUAUGAACAAAGUUUUGGCCAAUGGUGAUAUACAUUUAUUAAAUUGGAUUUAUUUGAUUUUUGAGUAGUAUACAUAUAUAUUACAGAACACAGGCGAAAACUUAGUGAUACACAUUUGUCUGAUAAUAUCUUUCUGUAGAUAACUAGACACACCUGUCGGAAUUAUUUUGUAGGAUUUCCGAGUAAAUAGUAGUAUAAGAAAGUAGUAUACUUCUCUUAAAAUAUAAUUUAAAAAGUGUGAAGACUACUACUACUAUUGUUAGAAAACAUGUCAGACACUAAGUUUCCAUACGUUUAGUUUUUAAUUAGCAGAUGAUUUGGCGCCGUGGGAUCUAAUCAAUAUACACAUUCUUAAUAGAAUUAUAUCGUUCUCCUCUGUGUAUUGUUAUCCACUCUAGAAUAAAAGUGUUGGAUAGAAAA